AUGGCCAGUCCUGCUGAAGCAGCACAAGGGCCGAUCCUCAUCGGCAUAUUCAUCAAUCUCAUCCUCUAUGGUAUUCGAUGUGCACAAGCGUUCAUCUACUGGAGCACCUUCAAGAAGGACCGGAUUUCUAUGCAGCUUUUUGUUGGGCUACUCCUCAUCGCGGAUACAGUCAAAGUGGUCUUUGACAUGAUAUACAUAUACGACGGCCUCGUCGUUCACUUCGGUGACGAUAGUUACAUAGCUGUGGCAAACUGGCUAUUUAACACGGAUCCCGCACUGAACGGCAUCAUCGGUGCCAUUGUUCAAGCGUUCUUCGCGUGGCGGGUCAGGCAACUCACACGUAACAACUGGGCAUUUGGUGCCAUCGUUUUCUUCCUCAUGAUGGAAGGAUUGUGCGGUAUCGGAACGGCGAUCGCCUGUCAGAUUAUCCCUGAGUUCCAGAACUUCCAGAGGUUUGAAGUUAUCGUCAUUCUCUGGCUGGCUAGUGCCGCCCUAUGCGACUGCAUUGUUACUGCUUCUUUAGUGUACCAUCUGCAAACUCAAAGACAGGGCUUCAGUAACUCGGACUCGGUCAUCGACAAGAUCAUUGCCCUCACGGUACAGACUGGUAUGAUAACGGCAGUCUGGGCCACAAUAGAUUUGGUUCUCUUCCUUACGAAUAGGAAUGGAUACCACUUGAUCUUCAACUACAACCUGUGCAACCUCUACUCGAACUGCCUCAUGUCUACACUCAACGCUCGCACAUACUUCCGGGAGGCAGUCGAAAGCGGAAGACCGUCUAUGAGUGGUCAUACUAGGAACAAGUCCUCGAUUCUGGUAGAGGUCGAAUCCCAGCGCAUGGUUGAGACCGCGAAAGUGCCCAGACUGGACAAUGACAUAGGAAUGGACACUGCGACCAGCGACAAAGCCUCAAGCUGGGUUGAGCAACCGUCGCCCAUCAGUCCUACCGAGCGUGUUCUUAAAGAGCACUGGGCGGGGAGGCGAACUUCCUUUAUAGAGCCAUAA
Molecule: messenger RNA, 1005 nt
Organism: Coniophora puteana RWD-64-598 SS2
Lineage: Eukaryota; Fungi; Basidiomycota; Agaricomycetes; Boletales; Coniophoraceae
Exons: 13
Coding region: 1-1005 (334 amino acids)
Source: RefSeq, a predicted model, not a curated record